This is a messenger RNA of Jaminaea rosea, 2580 nucleotides long. Its product is annotated as glycoside hydrolase. Gene Ontology annotation, biological process: L-arabinose metabolic process. Gene Ontology annotation, molecular function: alpha-L-arabinofuranosidase activity. NCBI's taxonomy places the organism in Eukaryota, Fungi, Basidiomycota, Exobasidiomycetes, Microstromatales. The transcript has 2 exons. The record is from RefSeq and is a predicted model, not a curated record. Bases 488 to 2458 code for a protein of 656 amino acids.
CUCGGCUACGACGGUAAUCUCCUGUCUGUCUUUCUCAGCCGUCACUUCGUCUACCAGCGGGAGCUGAGGGGCAAGGCAGGACGAGCUUUAUCCAGAUUGCUGUCGGUCGACGGCCCGACAAGCUUCGUUUAGCACUUUCCUCGCUCGUGCGAGCGACAGAAAAGACGCUGAGAGGCCAGGUAAGCCUACGCCGCCGCCCUGAAGAGCACCCAGAGAGUGUACAGUCGAAUAUAUUCGAGUGGAAGCCGUAAGCGAAGCAGCAAAGAUCAAUCCGGUUCCUGACAGGCGAUGAUGAGGAAGCUUGCGAGGAUUUGUGAGCCCUUGCCGAAGGAGCCCCACAGUCAGAAGGUCGAGAUGAUGGUCGGGAAUCUCGUGAGCUCCUCAAGACGACCUAUAUAAGGUCUCCAACUGCUGUCCUCGGUGUCGAUCCUCAAGCCUCUCCGCCACCUCUUCCUGCCCCUCUCCCCUCCACCGUAUCCCCAUUGCCAUGGCCAACAGAUACCUCGUCCUCUUGGCUGUCGCCCUAGUCACGCUCUCGUUCACGAACGCAGCACCCACCUCGUCGGCUGCCACGACCCACGCUCUCUCAAUCGACACAUCAAAGACGACUGCCUCCAAAUUCGGCAUCUCAACCUUUAUCGAAAACUCCAUCAACUUUGGCACCGAUGGCGGUAUCUACGCUGAGCUGAUCCGCGACCGAGCUUUCCAAGAAGACUUCUCCCCUCACUGGUCGUCCAUUGGAGGAGCCAAGACUGAGCAGACCAAGGCUAACCCGCUUUCCAAGGCGCUGCCCAACUCAGUCGUUGUCACGCCCGGGAACGCGGCGGGCGGACUGCGGAACAAGGGAUACUUUGGCAUCCCAGUCAAGCCGCAGACGUAUGCCGUCAGCUUCUACGCUCGCUCCGUUGAUGGCGCCAAUGCGCAGGUGACGGCCAAGGCUAGCCUCAAUGCCGAAGCUGACAACAAGGAAUUUGCCAGCGUCGACGUGCCUCUUGCGCUCACGGGCGAGUGGAAGCAGUUCAAGGCCGACCUCGUGUCCACGCAAUCUGCCUCGAACAGCAACAACACCUUCGGCCUGACCUUCCCGCAGGGCACCGCCGCCGUUCAACUCAACCUGAUUUCCCUCUUCCCGCCCACGUACGAAGGCACUGUCGGUCGCCAGGACAUCGUUCAAGCCAUUGCGGACCUGCAGGCCCCCUACACCCGUCUUCCUGGCGGUAAUCAGCUCGAAGGCAACUCAAUUGCCAACGCCUACAACUGGUCUGAAGCCGUGGGACCCCUCACUGACCGACCUGGUAAGCCCUCAGUCUGGGCUGGCUACGACACAGAUGGCUACGGGCUGCACGAGAGUCUCGACCUCUUCGAGAAGAUCGGUAGCGAGCCCAUUUUGGGUCUUUACGCGGGCUAUUCGCUUGACAAGAAGAGCGUGGCAAAGGAGAACCUCCAGCCUUACGUUCAAUCAGCCCUCGACCAGCUGCACUACAUCAAGGACGCGCAAGGCUCCUCCGAGUACGCCAAACGUCGUGAGGGCAACGGGCGUGCCCAGCCUUGGAAGCUCAACAUAGUCGAGAUUGGGAACGAGGACUGGAUUGCGCAGGAGGCCAUCGACACGUACGGAUUCAGGUAUAACGCGUUCUAUCCGCAGCUGAAGAAGGCCUUCCCGGACGUCAAGUUCAUUGCAUCGAGUCCUUACUCCACGGACAAGUCCAAGCUUGCCGGAGUCGAUCAACAUGACUAUAACACAGUAGCAUUCGCCUACGCUCAAUUCGGCUUGCACGACUCUUGGCCCAGAAACGGUACGGAGAUCAUGGAGUUGGAGUAUGCCGUGAUCAACAAUGGGCGCUGCGGCGAGCAGGCUGACGGCGCGGACCUCUACACGAACAAGUGCCGUCUCACCUACCCUACCUUGGAGGCUGCGCUCGCCGAGGGUGCCUGGACUAUGGACUUUGAGCGCAACGGUGACCUCGUAACCUCAGCCGCCUACGCUCCUCUACUGCACAACUCGGCAAGCUCGCAGUGGAACCCAGACCUCAUCGCCUUCGACCACAACACCAUUGCGCUCAGCCCAAGCUACUGGACACAAUACGCCUUCUCUCGCAACCGUAUCGACAACAUCCUCGGUGCCAACCUUACCUCGGGCAGGCCUGGACCCAUCUACUGGUCGGCGGGCACGUUGAGCGGCUCGGGUGGCAAGACGCUCGUGGUCAAGCUUGUCAACAGCGCCAGCUCUGCACAGGAUGUGGCGAUCACGGUCGCCGGUGGAAAGAAGCUGGAUGCGACUACGGCGAGCCUGUGGGGGUUCGGUGGGCAAGACGAUCUCGACUCGGUCAACACGGUGCAGAACCCGGAGACGGUCAAGCCGUAUACCAAGGACUUGCCCGUCACGCAGGGCGCGACUGACUUUUCUGUCAAUAUGCCAGCGCACAGUUUCCAGGUCGUCAAGGUUGCCAUCGCAUGAGGCGCAUCGGCUUGCGAAAGGAUUCUAGCUAGCUCGACGACUGUGGUUUUUUCGCGCAAUUCGUAACGACGCAACAAUGACGACUCAAUGGAUGAAUGAAUGAAUGAAUAAAUGAACGAAGC